AGCCAUUUUGGCCCAGACCGCAGUCGAUCAGACUGCACUUCGCCGCCCAGGAAGCCAGGCCUCUCCAUAGAGAGCCAACAGAAGGGCAUGAGCAUAGACUUUGGGAGCCUCUCCGCCACCAGCACUUCGCACGCCAUGGCCGGCUGCCCCCGCACCCUGCCGGCCCCCGUGCCCGCGGGCAGCGCGGUACUCACCCGCAGGGAGGUGCUGGCCGUGGCGCGCCCGAGCCGGGGCGCCCCGGCCGCCGGCCGCUUUGCCGCGCUGGCCCCGCCGAGGCCCCGCGAGGACGCCGAGGCCGCGGGCGAGUACGCCGUGGACGACAUGGUUAAGCAGAUGCUGUCACGGGAGUCGCAGUUCACACCGAAGUGGGGUUUCAUGCGUCUGCAGCCGUACAUCACCCCAGAGCAUCGCGCCGCGCUGGUCGAGAGGUUCUCCAGCCUGCGCGAGCACUUCGGGCUCCGUCGGGAAACGGUCUUCUUGUCCGUUAACGUCCUCGACCGCUACCUCUCUUUGGUCGAGGUUCGCCAGAGGCACCUGGAGCUUGUGGGCAUGGCCGCCUUCCUGAUCGCGGCCAAGUUCGAGGAGAUCAAGCCCCCCGACGUAAAAGACCUCCUUCAGAACUUCGCGAGCGACUGCAACAAGCAGCAGGUGGUCAAGAAAGAGCUCGAGAUCCUGACCAGGCUUCGCUUCGAGAUCGCGAGCCCCACGCCGCUCCACCUCCUGGUGCACCUCUCCGCCGCAGCCGGCCCCGCGAGUGGACGGCCCGCCGUGGCGGGGGAGCAGCACAGGACCUGGCGCGGGCAGAUCGGCGCAGGGAUGCGGCGACCAAGAUCCUGGAGGCCGCCAUGCUACAGUACACGCUGGCCUGGCACACGCCCUCCCAGCUCGCGUCGGCGGCGCUGCUGCUCGGCAACGAGCUCUGCGGGCUGCAGCCCUGGCCGGAGAGCCUGGCGCGCCUGACCGGCCACUCCCAGAGCGUGCUGGAUCCGCUGGCGAACGAGCUGCACUCCGUCAGUGUGGCCAGGGAUGAGGCAGCACGGCGGCCUUAGUCGCUCUCCUGCUCUCGCCCUGAUUCGCCCGCUCCCGCCGCCGCUGGAGGUCCUGGGCUGCCCUGGGGCGCUGGGGGCAAGAAGACCGCACUGCCCCUGCCAGGCUGGGCCAGAAGCUCGUCGGGCGUUCCCGCUACAAGUGCGCGUGCCAAGCACCGCUAAUGUUCACAUCUCCCAAGGCGGCUCCACGGAAGGUGGCUCUGCGGUGGCUGUUUCGCCGACGCCGAGACGUCGCUGAGGUGCUAUACGAAUAGGUAGGUUUUCGGGGCUGCGAGAGCCGGGAGCCAGCAGGAGAGCACCGCCUCCUCCUCGUACUCCUCGUCCUCCUGCGCGCUCUCUCCGCUGGCCAUUCCCUGUGUCUCUCUCUCUCUCUCUGCUCGGCGCGCAGCGGUGCGCAGUCGAGGCUUCGGCAGCCAUGAUUUAGGCCAUGAUCUCUCGUGGGGGGCUCCCAGAGCUGCCGUUGCCUUUCUCCUCCUCCUCCUCCUCCUCCUACGCUCCAACCUCCUCCUCCUCCUCCUCCUCCCCCCCGCUCUCUGCCACCAUGCCCUGCUCAUGCCAGGGCGCAAGGUAAACGUGCCAGAGAAUUCGGACCGCCUCAGGCGCAGGAGGCGCGGGCGCGGCGCGGCGCAGGGCGAUCGGCCCAGCCGCGCGGCCCAGAACGCUUGCCGCACGGCUGCGCCGCCUACGUGCGAGGGGGCGCUGCGGGCGGCGUCGGGGAGGCCGAGGCCCUUUCGGGUCUCAGCCCUUUCGGAGGGACCCUGUGCCGUGCAUGGGUUUUUUCGUUCGGCUGGGCCGCUUGGCGCCUCGGUCGCUCGCGCACCAGAUGCGGGCUGCUGCCAGCACCUGGCUCUCAAUUAUCGAGGACACCUGCGGCGAACCACCGCCGCCGCCUGCCUUUUGGAAACGCCCGUGGUGUGGCGAAUCGUGUGGGCAGAGCUUGGCGGAGUUGUCGGACUGUGUGUUCCCC
Prorocentrum cordatum is the source of this 2016-nucleotide messenger RNA. The record is from the annotation of a GenBank genome assembly. Lineage: Eukaryota; Dinophyceae; Prorocentrales; Prorocentraceae.